Molecule: messenger RNA, 318 nt
Organism: Rhagoletis pomonella (apple maggot)
Lineage: Eukaryota; Metazoa; Arthropoda; Insecta; Diptera; Tephritidae
Product: polycomb group RING finger protein 3-like
Biological process (GO): regulation of transcription by RNA polymerase II
Cellular component (GO): PRC1 complex
Source: RefSeq, a predicted model, not a curated record
UUGCUACAAAUAUAUAUAUCUAUAUAUUUUAAUUUAGAUGAGAUGAGGAGAGAACGAGAGUUUUACAAAAGCCGAAAUAUCCCAUGUCCCAAGGAUAUGCCACAGAAUCAUGAAGACGACGAAAAAAUGUUAGAAGCACACGCAGAAUCUGAUUUCCAUCGUCUCGACGAGCAGGUGAAUGUGAGCCUUGAAUGUAUGAGCAACAACUUUAAAAAUUUGCAGCGGCGUUUCAUUCGCUGUAGCUCCCAAGCAACCAUAACGCACUUAAAAAAAUUAGUUGCCAAGAAAAUCUUGAAUGGUAUAGACAAGUAUCGAGAG